Messenger RNA from Ylistrum balloti, 7692 nucleotides. Its product is annotated as protein lifeguard 1-like. The record is from RefSeq and is a predicted model, not a curated record. Lineage: Eukaryota; Metazoa; Mollusca; Bivalvia; Pectinida; Pectinidae. The coding region runs from base 131 to 844 and encodes 237 amino acids. Gene Ontology annotation, cellular component: membrane. The transcript has 11 exons.
CGUACUAGGUAGACGUGCAGAAACGAUAGAAAGUUAUAUUUUCUGAUCAUCUUUAUUGUCGCUUCUCUACAGAAAAAAACAUCGAGAUAAAUAAUUAAAGGCACCCCAGUGUGAACUGAAAUCUAUCAAAAUGAAUGAUGAUGAUUCAACUCAAGGCUUCAACAUGGGAGACAACUUUGCCUUCAGUGAAAAGACCAUUCGAAUGGGUUUUAUCAGAAAGGUGUAUGGGAUCCUGCUCUGUCAAAUCUUAGUCACCAUCCUGUUUAUUUGUCUCUUCCUGUAUGCACCAGCUGUGCAGAACUUUGCAGCCGUGAACCCAUGGCUGUGGUAUGUUGCAAUAGUUCUAACAUUCAUCAUGAUCAUUGCAUUGGCUUGCUGUCCGGAUGUCCGACGUCAGUCUCCUCUCAACAUGAUUUUACUCGCCAUAUUUACGGUAUGUGAAGGAUUUUUGUUGGGAGGCGUGGCAGGGACAUACAAUGAAAAUGCAGUUCUGAUGGCUGUAGGUGUGACAGCAAUUGUGACCUUUGCCCUGACUGUCUUUGCUUUUCAAACUAAGAUUGAUUUCACAAUGAUGGGAGGACUGCUGUUUGUCUUUCUGAUCGUCCUCAUUUGUUUUGGAUUUCUCUGUGCCAUAAUCCAAAAUGAGUAUGCCAGACUAGCUUAUUCCUGCCUUGGUGCUCUCCUGUUCAGUGCUUACAUCGUGUUUGACACCCAGAUGAUGAUCGGCGGUAAACACAAGUACUCGCUGUCCCCAGAAGAGUACAUUUUUGCAGCCCUGAAUCUUUACCUAGACAUCGUCAACCUCUUCCUCUUCCUUCUCAGCAUAUUUGGCUCCAGAAACUAGACGACACCUGAUUUAAAAAUAAAGCAUAUUGUGGGUAUACCCUACCUGAUAUAUAUAAAGGAGGAUUGGCAUAACUUGUACCAGAAUGGUUUUUCACUAUAAAAAAAAUGUAAAUUUUAAAGUGGAUACAAUUCUUUGAUAAACAAAAGUCAUUACCUGCCUGAUUUUUUUCCAUAUUUGUCAGAAUAUAUUUAUCUUGUUACUCAUAUAUUUCUAGCAUGUUCGAGAAAAGGGGUAGAAAAAUGAUUAUUCCCUGGUUUGAAGAUUUGACAGAGAAAUCUCUACACUCAGAGGAGAUUCAAUACUCUAACCCUUGGCAAAGCCUCAGGUUACACAGUUGUGAAUCUUCUCCCUGGGUUGAGAUUUCUCUGGCCUUCCCUCAUGCUAGGUAAAGAUCCUAUUAAUCUCCAGGUAUUGAAAUACAAGUGUCAAGGCAUGUAAUAUGUACGGAAAGAUAUAAGUUACAGUAUUAAUCUAUUUAAACAUAAAUAUGUGAAGUUCGUCAUGUUUUUUAGCUCACCCUGCCCAUCCAGUGUUCAUCUAGAGUCAAAGUUUUCAUUUAAACAACUGCUUCUUAAUAACCAGCAGACCAAAUAUGGUAUUUGGCUGGUAUUUUGCUUGACGAAGCCCAACAAAAUUUGGGAAAGCAAGUUACCUUGACCUUUAUUCAAGGUCACAGAGGUCAAAUUAAAAGGAUUUUUUCUGACUAUCAAAAGAUGAAGGAGCAUGAUAUUUGGCUGAUAGGUUGUUUGCAAACAGAAAUGACCUUGACCCUUAUUCAAGGUCACAAAAAUCAAAUUGUUUUAAACCUUAAAAAGUUUUUUCUGACUAACCAAAAUGUGCAGAAGCAUGGUAUUUGGCUUGUAGAUUACUGGGAUUAUGACUGACAAUGUUUACAAGAAGAAAUUACCUUGACCGAUAUUGAAGGUCACAGGAAUUGAAUUUUUUGAAACCUAUGGAAGACUUCUUUUGCUAAACCAGAAGUCAGAGAAGCAAUGAAUUUGACGGAAAAAUGUUUAUAUGUCAAAGCCCAACAAAUUUCAAGAAAAAUUACUAAAAUUUCAAGUCAUAACUGUUAAAAUUGAUUGGAUGUGCCCACUUUGAAAGAAAAUAGUGUACACUUCAAUAUAUUUGUGAUAUUAACACUGAUUUUAUUUUUGAUGAACAUGGAAUACCAGGUGAUCAAUGGGGUCUCUUGUUUUUUUUAAUUUAUGUUAAGUAUUUUAUUUGCAUAUUUGUAAUAAAAACAAUCUUGUAUAAAUUAUACUGUUUUCUCAACUUUUUAUUCAUCUCUGACAAUAAGACCCACCCAUAUCUAUAACUAUUCAGUAGCAUCAUCAGCCUUUUGGGACAUAUAAUGGGUCCCUAUUCCCUAUUGCAAUUAUUUUAUAUUUAAGCCAAAUUCAGAAAAUUUACAGUUAACUCCAUAAAAUCCUUCUCAAUUCAUCAAUUUUCUCCCCAAAAUGGGGCAAAAAUCUGCAUCCAAACCAGUCCCCACCCCCUUCCUCACCUGACUUUGAGUUAGAUAUAAUGUAUUGUCUACUGGGUUUAUUGUAGAAUUUAAAAAGCUAAUUUCUGUGACCAAUUGUUUCCAUACACUUAUUUUUCUGCAUUUUUUAACUAGUGGUUUUCAAAGACAUGUUCUUGACACCAUAGUUUCCAUCUACAACUUUGCUGACCUUUAAUUUUAGGAAACAAGAGUUUGCGUUCUGUAUUGAAUUAAUUAAUUUGUUUCCCAUUUUAGUAUGUACAGAACAGGAGAGAGAGAAUAUAAUUAAAUAUAUAUGUUGGUACAACGUACCUUAUUGAUUAAUUUUCAAAUUCAUGAAUGUUUGACAAUAUCUGAAAUCAAACCAAUCAAAAUCCACUUUAUGUUAUGUACAUAAUUGUACAGUGUAUAUAGGAUAUAUGCUUUACUAUCACCUGGUGUUGUCUACAUCAUUGUUAUGUAUAAUUUACUUGUCAAAAUCAGUACAGUUGUCUUUUACAGGACUAAUUUGUUUAUUUUUCACACUUUUGAAGUGAUGAAAUACUCUGUGCUGGAAAGAAAAUUAAUGUAUUAGUGUUGAGAGUGUUUGAUAGGUAUCAACCAUUAUUAACUAUGACUUGUGGCUGAGAUAUUUUCAUUUUGUACUAGAUAUAACAAACUUACGUUGUAUCUUGUUUCCAACAUUUUGUUUAAUCAAGGUUAUGUAGUAGAAUAUGACAUUUUUAGCCAAUUGCAACAUUGUGUUGAAAUUUAUGUGAUUUUGACUUUUCUCUGUUAAUUUGUUCUGUUUGUAUAACCUUUAAUUUGUUUAUUUUAUUUCUAUGACCUUGACUCAUUCUGUGACCUUGAUGUUGAUUUUGUUUCUAUGACCUUGACUCUUUAUUGUGACCUAGAUGUUGAUCUCGUUUUUAUGACCUUGACUCUUUAUUGUGACCUCGAUGUUGGUUUUGUUUCUAUGACCUUGACUCUUUAUGCGACCUUGAUAUUGAUUUUGUUUCGUUUGACCUUUUGUUACUUCUAUUUGAAAUGAGUUUCUGGUGGCUAAAGUUUGAUUUUCUGUGACUAGAGUUGUUUUUGUUAUCCUGAUUCUGUUUUGAAUUCAUCCAGCCACCAACAGACUGGAGCAUAUUCUACCCAAUUACUAAAGACAAAACAUGUCCAUAGUUAUGUAACUUUGUUGUCUGUUUUAUUUAAAUCACUAAUUCAUAGCUCUACAACAAAAAAACGCUGCCAGUCCAGCCUCUUUGAUUGAAGAUACACAUAUAUUUACAACCAAUAAUAGGCAUAUUUUAAAAUAUCUUUUGAAAUUGAGGUUUACUGGAUCAAAAUAGUCCCAUUUUCAAUACAGUAGUAAACCUCUGUGGAAAUUCUUUGGAGUUGGAUUAGAAAUAUUUUACUGAAGCCAUAUUAUAAAUAAGACUCCUACAUAAUUUUUUAAAAUCUGUCAUUGUGACUGUUUCUAUGUAGUUUGUUGGAAUCUGUUAAACCAUGUUCAUUUUUCAAUAUGGUAUAUUAUACCUUUGAAGAAUCAUGCUUUUCUUUUUUAUAUAAAGAAGUGUAGUGUUGUAUUUGUGUUAUAAGUGAUUUAUUUAUUAACUAAAUAGAUAUUUGUUUUACAUGAUGUUUCUAUCACAAAGCUGCAAACAUUAGGUCAUUUAUUGGUCUACAAACGUUAGGUCAUUUAUUGGUCUAUAAACGGUAGGUCAUUUAUUGGUCUAUAAACAUUAGGUCAUUUAUUGGUCUAUAAACAUUAGGUCAUUUAUUGGUCUAUAAACGGUAGGUCAUUUAUUGGUCUACAAACGUUAGGUCAUUUAUUGGUCUAUAAACAUUAGGUCAUUUAUUGGUCUAUAAACGGUAGGUCAUUUAUUGGUCUAUAAACAUUAGAUCAUUUAUUGGACUAUAAACAUUAGGUCAUUUAUUGGACUAUAAAUGGUAGGUCAUUUAUUGGUCUAUAAACAUUAGGUCAUUUAUUGGUCUAUAAACGUUAGGUCAUUUAUUGGUCUAUAAACGUUAGGUCAUUUAUUGGUCUAUAAACGUUAGAUCAUUUAUUGGACUAUAAACAUUAGGUCAUUUAUUGGACUAUAAACAUUAGAUCAUUUAUUGGACUAUAAAUGGUAGGUCAUUUAUUGGUCUAUAAACAUUAGGUCAUUUUUUGGUCUAUAAACGUUAGGUCAUUUAUUGGUCUAUAAACGUUAGGUCAUUUAUUGGUCUAUAAACAUUAGGUCAUUUAUUGGUCUUUAAACAUUAGGUCAUUUAAUGGUCGACAAGCAUUAGAUCAUUUAUUGGUCUACAAACGUUAGGUCAUUUAUUGGACUAUAAACAUUAGGUCAUUUAUUGGACUAUAAACAUUAGAUCAUUUAUUGGACUAUAAAUGGUAGGUCAUUUAUUGGUCUAUAAACAUUAGGUCAUUUAAUGGUCGACAAGCAUUAGAUCAUUUAUUGGUCUACAAACGUUAGGUCAUUUAUUGGUCUACAAACGUUAGGUCAUUUAUUGGUCUACAAACAUUAGGUCAUUUAUUGGUCUACAAACGUUAGGUCAUUUAUUGGUCUAUAAAUUACACUUAUGCAUUAUUAGUUUGAUCAAUUUUACACUUUUAACCUUCAUAACAGUUUGGUAUGCAUAUUUAUGCAGAGUCUUGUAAUUUUCCUUUUAAAGGGUUUUAAAUAUGAUUCAGUUUGAAACUUGAAAAGGACAUGUAUAUAUUUAAGUACUUGGUAGCUAUCAUAGUGAGUUGAUCAGGUAGUACACUGCAAUGUUUACUUAUAAAAAUGGAUGGUUGUAAUAUCUUGUUUUGUUGUAAUUGGCUCAGUGUACAGCUGAAACAAGCAUAUCACUAUUUUUUGUUAAAAUAACAAAUGAAAAACUUUUAUUUCCAAAGCAUAUCUUUUUCUGUGCAUUAUUUAUAAUUUAUUACACUACACAAUGUUUGUACAUGUGGCAGUGGCAUGCUAGGACUGAUUCUAUAAUACAAUAAUCAUAAUGUAAAAUAUAUUUCUAAUUAUUCAACAUUUUAAGUCAGUCAUUUCCUACAUUCACAGUCUUGGAUUUACUGACAUUGCACUGUAACAGAACCUUUUCAUUCCAAUCACAGUUGCUUGAAUUUGUGUGUACAUCAGAAUCUCGUUUAUAUCUGAAUACUACUCCUUCAUCGAAUUCUUUUGGACAGAAUUUAUAGUGUUUAUAAUGUGCAGUGAUAUAUUACAAUUUGUCAGUGUUCAGAGUUUUACAGCCGUUUUUCUAGAAUAGUGUCAGUCACAACAGAUAAGCUUGUAUUUGUGACAAGAGGUAAAAUCAUUAUAAAUUCAAUUGUGCAAAAUAUAAACAACAAACCGUAUUAACCUUGGUGAUUUAAAUUCAAUGAUUUUAAUUGUUUUGCAUAUUUUUCGAAAAUAUUGGAUAUUCAAAAACAUCAAUAACAUACAAAGCAAGUCUCCUUAUAGGAAAAAAAAUAACAAAAACAAUUUUGAAAUUGGAAAUGAAGUUUGCACUAUUGAUCAGAAAAUAAAAAUUUAAAAGAUAAUGGUGUAUCUUGGUUAGUCUAGGUUGAUCACUGUUACAGUACCAUCCAUGCUUCGCACAUGAAUGAAAUUUGGAGACCUUAUAAUACAGUGCUAAAAUGAUAUUUAUUCUUCCUGCAAAUAAACUAGGACUUGAUGUCAACAACGAAUAUAAAAUGGUCAAAGACAACAGGUGUCAAAGUUUUCAGCCUUUCUUAGACAGGCAAGAAGUAGAAUUCAAGUUAAAUCAAAUUAUUUCCUGUAAAAGGCAUUUGAUUUGUUCCAAAGUAACCAACCUUCAUAUCAGUAUUGAUUCAUUAGGAGCCAAAUCACUUUCAUCUUCAAUUAAUAGUGACAUUUGAUAGAUAACUUAUCUGACUUGAAUAAUGUGAUAGUGAAACAUGUUUUUGUCAUGUUUAGGUCAUCUGACCUGUCAUGUGUAGCCAUCAUGUUUCUUCCAUCAUUGUGUGCCAUCUACCAUGUGCAAACUUUCCAUUCAAAUGACUUCUCUCAAUAACCAAAAGACAAUGAGGUUUGUUCUCAUCAAAAUAUUCAAAUGACUUCUUCUUAAUAACCCAAAUGCAUAGGGUGCUGACAUUUGGCCUCUAGCAUAAUGGAAUGAAGGGCUACCAAAGUUAUUAAAAUUAAUGACCUUGACCCACUUUUAAAGUCAUAGGGUCAAUGUGUUUAAACUUUCAGUGACAUCUUUUCAAUAACCAAAAGGCCAGGGGCAUUGAUGUUGUGCUUGUAGCAUACUUCUAUGAGUUUGUUUAUAUAGUUGACCUAGACCCACUAGGUCACAGGGUAAAUGUGGCAAAAUCUCAAGUUCUUAAUAACCUAAAAGGCCCAAGGUGCUGAUAUUAGUUCUGUAGCAUGCUGGAAUAAAAGGCUACAACCUUUGUUCAUAUGAUUGACCUUGACCUACUUUCAUGGUCACAAGUGUCAAGUAUGUCAUCAUCUUCGUCAGCUUCUAACAUUUUGGACUUUCUGAACAUACUUCAAUGAAAUUUUAUAGAAACCUUCCAUAGCCAAAGGUGCACUUUAAUUGUGAAUUAUUCAGUCCCCACUCCCAGGAGGCCUGGGCCAAACUGGUAAAACUGAUUGAAACUUCAAAAAUCUUCUUCUCCAUACCCAGGUAUGGUAGAAUCAAAUAACCUUUAUGGAUUUAAUUAUCAGGCCUUCUAAUACUUCACCAGAAUUUCAUUUAAUGACCCCAGGGUCUCGUAUUUCCCCCUCGAGAAGGGGUAAUACUUACUAUAGUUUAUAUAGGAAAAUUACAUUUUUGAACAUAAUUUGUUAAUUUUCUGUAAGAAACUAAGUUAGAAUUAUUAGCAUGACUGAUGAUAUGCACAUAUUGACUGGCUGAUCCUGCGGGGCUGGUGGAUGGGGUUGAAAGGAGUCAAAUGGAUCUUUUCAAUACCUAGAUACCCAGACUCUAUUAAAUAUUGUUCAUGGAUGGAAGAGUUUAUACAGAAAAAUGACAUUUUUGGGUGUAACUUCUUUUAAUUCAAACUUGGUUAGAAGCCUUAGCAUGGGACAGCAGUUGAUGUUAUGCACAUUUUAUAAAUUUUUUAACAAGAUUAUUUCUAUGACAUGCUGCAAGAAGAAAACUAACUCAGGUGACGUUAAAGCCCUAUGGGCCUCUUUUUGCAGAAGAUGUAUUAAUACAAUGUUUAAGUUAAAUAACUUUUGAUGUAGCAGAAGCGGUGUCAGAUGAUUAAUGAUCACUAUUUUUUACAGUAAGUAGAAAGUCUAUGUGUCACUUGUAUUGAUGUCCAUAGGUUAGGUUACACUAAACUCAUUCCAUGUUGUAUAGAACAGUGUAUUUAUUGUUGUAAACAUUGAAUAAAAUGUCAAAAACA